AUGAGUGCACCGAUACGACGACUGUGGGGGCUCGUGCUGCUGCUGUGGACGACGAUCCCCUGCGUUGCUCAGGCGUGUUCGCUCUCGGCGAUCGUGGCGGACACGGCGGGCGUCAUCCGUGACCGGACACUCCAAGGAAGAGACAACUACGAGACUGGUAUCCACUGCCACUGGCAGAUUGCGACGUCAGCACCCGGCACGAUCGUCGAGCUCACGUUCACGCUACUGAAUCUCGUUGCUCGUGACGGUGAAAGCAACGACGUCGUGCUUGUGAACCUUGGCCUUGGCGCCGUCGCCCCCGCCGGAUGGCGGCAGUAUACUCGUCCAGUCGACCUCCAAGGUUUUGACGGUGUUGGUUCUUUUGCGUAUGCAACGAGCUCGCUUGCCGAAGACACGUGCAAUCAAAGCCGAUCUUUUGACUCGGUUUUGUGUGAUUUGACGUACGGAUCGCUGCUCACUGACACGGCGCGCAGUGCGUCGUGGAUAUACUUUUCGGGCAAAGACGUCGGCGGCGCGAUCUCGAUGCUGUCGACGGCGCCAAAUGUCUACGUGAUCUACCGGUCGUUCCUCUCCACGUCCCCCGGCGCCGGACUCGAUUCGUCCUCGGUCUCCGGCAUGAUGGCCCGCUACGAGUUUGUGCACACCUUGUGCAGCAGCGAUGGUGUCGUGUCGCCGCAGCUGUCGGUCGCCUAUGAUACAACACCAAUGCAGCGCCUCCGAUACUUCAGCCACAACAAGCCAUACACGACAUGCUCGUGGUUGCUGCAGCCACGACGAUUCGACGCGGCUACUGGCAACCUUGCGCUCUUUGACUCGAUCUGGUUGCAUCUUGGCUCGUUGGAGCUACUCGGGGUGUCCGAGGUUACAAUAUACGACGGCGCGUCGACCAACGCAACGGUCCUCGCCAAGUUUUCGAGCGGGAGCCCGUCGCUGCCAACGUCCUUCCUCCAAACCGGCGUAGGAUCCCUCCAAACCGGCCAAGGAUCUCUCUUUCUCACGUUCGCGUUUGUGGAUGGCAUCGACGCCACCGGGUUCUCUAUGUCGUGGCAAGCAGGGACGUUGUGUGACACACGCGGCGGGCGUCGGCUCACCGACAUCAACGACCUGAUGCCGCGGCAAUACUACGUGGCGCCCAGUAGCUACGCCCCAAGCGAUGGAGCUAGCGGCCUCGGCACCCGCGAAUCGCCGUUUACGAGCUCCUUUGCUUACUUGUUUGAGAACGUUCUGCGCGACGGCGACAUGCUCACGCUCUUUCCCGGGCGGUAUCAAGGCACUGGGUACUGCGGACUCACAUUUCCAACGAGCAUUUAUGUCACGUCGUUGAGCGGCCCGGCGUGGACCCUAGUCGCGUGCCAAGGAAUCUCGCGCGGCUGGCUUCUUACACACACCAAAGGCCUCUCGGUGAUCCGCGGUCUCUCGUUCACCGGCUGCGCGACUCCGAUGUCGCCGCUGUUUGGAGUGGCCCUGUACAUCGGCGGCAACGCCUCGAUUGAAAACUGCCGCUUUUACGGCAACCAAUUCGCGGGCCAAGGCACGGUGGCCGUCGUCGCGCCCAGUGUCACGACGCUGCGCGGGUGUACAUUUGAUAGCAACGUUGCGACCGUCGGUGCCGCCGUAGCUGUGCUCUCGGCCACCGCGAUUCUUGACAACUGCACGAUCCAUGCCAACAACGCCACGCUGAGCGGUGCGGUCUUUGUCUCGACAUCUGUAUCGACGUCGACCACGCUGCACAAUCCAUCGACCGUCACCAUCUCCGCCUGCACCUUCACGCGCAACUUCGCCAGCAGCGUUGUCGAAGCCGCGCUGACUGCCAACCAAGCCAGCGUUGUCACGAUCGUCAACAGUACCUUUCGAAGCAACCUUGGCGGCGCGAUCGGCCUGGACGCUGCGUACGCCACGAUCAACAACUCGGUGAUCACGGGUAACGCUGGUUUGGGUGUUAACGCGGUCAAGACGCAGCUCCACGUGUCGACUACAGUGUUUGGUGACAACAAGGGCGCUGACAAGGGCGGCGGCCUUCGCGCCGAGACGUCGACAGUACGCAGCGUGAGCAAUAUGUUUACUGGCAACGCUGCUGUGGUCGCUGGCGGCGGCGUCUAUCUCCUCAAUUCGUCUUUUGAGGAUGCAAUGAGCGUAUAUAAGAGCAACACCGUGGGCACGAAUGCCGACGCCACCAACCGAGGUCUCGGUGGUGCACUCUACGCGCUCAACUGCUACGAUACUACGACGCUGCAACCGCUGAUUGUGAUCACCAAUGGCACGUUUCAGGCGAACAAAGCGCUGUUUGGUGGUGCCGUAUAUUUGGAGCAGUCGUAUACGCUGCUCCAACAGAGUGUGUUUCAAUGGAACAAGGCGACGACAUUCGGUGGUGCACUCAUGGUGACGACCACACGCACCCCAAGCACCCGCAUGCACGUCCUCCUCCUCGACAGCAAUCUGUACGACAGCAACAGCGGCGGAUCUGGCGGCGGAAGUCUCUAUGUCUCGUCAUCCGACUCAGUGUCAACGACAAACGACGUGUUUGUUCGCAGCCGUUCGUACGGGACAGGCGGUGCGAUUAUGCUUGUGGCGGCCUUGGUCUCUGUCAAAAACGGAACGUUUCUCGAAACUUCUAGUACGACGGACGGUGGUGCCAUCUACGCCGACUCCACCUCUGGCGUCUUCAUUGUCGACUCCAAUUUUACGUCGUGCGUCGCCUACCGUCACGGCGGCAGCGUCUACGUGUCGUCCCAACUCAUCGUCAUCAUCAAUGUCACAAUGACAAACAGUAUGGCGUUUAAGUACGGCGGCAGCGUCGUGAUCCAGUCGGUCACCCAAACAGCCUAUUUUCGGAACAUUGCCAUCACUACUUCGUCGGCGUCCAAGGGUGGGGCGUUCUACAUCAUCGACUCCACUAUCAGCGAAACCAUUUUCAACGUCUCGAUCACCAACACGACGGCCAGAACGAUGGGCGGCGCCAUGUACCUCGUGCUUGCAAACUUGACCAUCGACCACCUCACGACGAAUGGAACGAUGGCGGACAUUGGCGGCAUGAUGUCACUUGAAGAAUCGGUGGUCGUGUUGUCCAACGCCAGCAUUGUCAAGGCGACAGCAACUGCGAGCGGCGGUGCUUUCUACUCGAUCAUCUCGAACCUCACUUUGCAGUCCAGUGUCGUCGACCAACACAGCGCAAGUGCCAACGGUGGCGCGAUCUACGGCUUCUCAAGCACCGUGAUGCUCCGAGACACACGGCUCGCGCAGAAUUCAGCAGCUGCCGGGGGCGCUAUCGCUGUCGUCUCUUCGACUGUCAAUGCGCUGCGCGCUAAUUUCGCCCACAACCGUGCUCUCACGGGCGGCGCCCUCAGCGCUGACCUCUCGCACAUUACGCUGGAUACGUCAGUGCUGGACGCAAACGCCGCAUCUGGGCUUGGUGGUGCCCUCGCUGUUUCCUUCAACUCGCUCACACUGCUUCGCUCGUUGCUGCGCGAUAACGUGGCCGCCGUCGGUGGCGCCAUUUCCGUGUCCAACCUCGCAAUGUUCAAUCUGAGCUCGAGUCGCUUUGACAACAACUCAGUACUCUCGACGUCCAGUGUCGCUGCCCAAGGCGGUGCGAUCAGCAUCACUACGAUCACAAACGCGUCGUUUGUGACCAACUGCUCCUUUCACGACAACCGCGCCGAGGCUGCCAAAGGUGGUGCGAUCUACACUUCAAUGGGCAGUGCGUUGACACCGCCGACGAUCAGCAUCGACUCGUCAAUUUUUGAACAGAGUCGCAGUGGUUACGGCGGCGCACUCUACCUCGAAAACGCGCCCACCUUCCUAUCGAGGUCACGCUGGACCAACAACAUGGCGACGACCGGUGGCGGUGGUGGCAUUUACUGGACCGGCAACGAGCCACAAGCGUUGGACAGCCAAGAAUACAUAAACAACUACGCUGUGUAUGGACCCAACGUGGCGUCGCUACCACAUGGCCUGCAGCCGCACUACACACCGCCACCGACGGAUGGUGUCACGACCGGCGAAACCAGUGGCCAGGUGUUUGCCGGAACCUUGGUUGUGCACGUCGUGGACAAGUACGGUCAAGUUGUGACGACGGACAAUGAGACACAAGUCGCGCUGACCAGUCUCACGACCUCGGCGCUCAUCGCGGGAGUGGGCAAGGCCACGGCGGUGCGCGGCAUUUGCAAUUUCUCCUCGUCUGGCGUUCAAUUUACACCAGGGUUCAACAUGACCUUGGCAGUCACUGGUGGCGGCCUUGUGCCACAAAACAAUGUCGAAGUGCAUCUUCGGAGGUGCGUCCGCGGUGAAGUGCUUCCGCAAGGCGUUGCGCAGUGCAUCAAAUGUCCUGUCGGGCAGUUUAGCUGGAAUGCCAGUGAGAUGGCGUGUCAAGAGUGCCCCAAUGGUGCCAUCUGCAGCGGCGGUGACAGCAUCCAAGCCAAAGACGGCUACUGGCGGUUUCCCAACUCGACUGGCGUCUGCACCUCGCCCCCCUACGAUGGAUGCAGUCUCAAGGAGUGUCUGGCAAGCGCAUGCAACGGACUGCUCCGCAACAACUACUUGGCAUAUGCCAACCCGCUUGUCAACGGAACAAUGAGCUUGAUCUUGCCCUCAAAUGCCUCUGGCUAUGAGGUCAAUGACACACUGUACGUAGAAGGCGCUACGUACUCGGUGGUGGGGUCGUCCAUGGUAUCGUUACCGCUCUCAACUCAACUCCAGCUUUUCGUCACGGGGAGUACACCACUGCCCAACACAGGCAGCGUUGCCAUCUACAAGGUGCAGCCCGAGACGUGCAAGCCGGGCUUCACCGGGCACCUCUGCUUUAAGUGUGCCCACGGCUACACGCGCAGUGGCAAGACCGACUGCGCUGCGUGCCCAAGCAAUUACACGUUGACGGUUCUGGUUCUUAUUGGCGGCGUGGUUCUCUGCGUCGGUUACGCCACCAUACUCAUCAUGAUGGCCAUCAACAAGUCGCGGACGAAAAUCGGUUUGCUUUCGAUCCUCACCAAGAUCUUGACGUCGCACGUGCAACUCGUGGGUCUGGCCGGGUCGUUCGACUUGCCAUGGCCCGACAUCGCAGCGUCCAUGUUCACCACACAGAGCGCAGCGUUCAAUCCGGCCGGCAAGCUCAUCUCGAUCAACUGCCUCCUGAGCCGCUACAAGGCACAGCUGUCACCAGCCGCGACAAGCCUCUCACCGUACUACGAGCAGCUGCUUAUGUACCUCUGCCUCCCGCUUCUCUGUAUUGUCGCCCCGAUCGCGUUUUGGCAGCUCAAAUGCUUCUUUGCAGUCCGGCGCAUCGAGCGUACGGCGUGGCCAGCGCGGCUACGAGCCAACCUCGAUCGCGGCCCCGAAGAGCUGGUCCUCGACACUGAAAUCGAAGAUAUUUUGCGCGCAGUCGGCGAAGACCCGAGCGAUAUUGUCCUUUUGGACGCUCGGUCGAUCGAAGCGCUUGCGAAAGAACCGCAGCCGCUGUGCGUCGUCAAGGCCGCGUACCUCGACGCUGUCCGCCCAUGGAUCGCCCAUGUCCUUUCUCGAUUUCGACCUGGACGUCCCGUGUUAUGA
Molecule: messenger RNA, 5541 nt
Organism: Saprolegnia diclina VS20
Lineage: Eukaryota; Oomycota; Saprolegniomycetes; Saprolegniales; Saprolegniaceae
Exons: 11
Coding region: 1-5541 (1846 amino acids)
Source: RefSeq, a predicted model, not a curated record